Molecule: messenger RNA, 1143 nt
Organism: Oikopleura dioica
Lineage: Eukaryota; Metazoa; Chordata; Appendicularia; Copelata; Oikopleuridae
Source: the annotation of a GenBank genome assembly
AUGGCCGGAAGGAGGGAUGUGUGGCGCUUCGACACGCCAUUUAUUACCAGCGACUAUCGAAGAUCAAAUCGUCAGUUCCGAGCUUUAGUGGGAACUCUAUCACUUGCCGGCGUCGCUCUUUUUCUGUUUUGUCUUCUUCUUCCAAAUGCUUCCACCGAUCCUUCCAUUCUUGCCGUCCGCAGCGGCUACAACGCUACCUAUCCUCUCACACAGCCUGUAUAUACUGGACACGAAGUCCUCUUCAAAAUCGGAAUUAUUUCUGACCCCGACAAAGCGAGUCGCUCCGACGAUUCUUACAAAUCCUACAUGAAAUACGGCUACCUAACGAUCAAUCAAAAAGAAAAGUCAGCCAAAGUCUCUUGGACAAAACCGGAAAUGGUGAAAUCAGGCUAUUCGCUCUCCGGAAGAGGGAUGGAGCUCUCAGAUCUGAUUGUUUUCAACGGCGAUAUUUUGACAGUGGAUGACCGAUCCGGAAUCGUUUUCAAAAUCAUUCCAACAUCAAAAGGCCACAAACUCGUUCCCUGGCAAAUUCUCAGCGACGGAGACGGACUCCAAGAAAAGGGCUUCAAAGCAGAAUGGAUGACAAUCAAAGACAACUAUCUCUACGUCGGUGGUCUUGGUAAAGAAUGGGCAGACUCGAACGGGAAUAUCUUCCACCGAAAUCCAGAAUGGGUGAAGAAGAUUUCACCCGCGGGAGAAGUUCAACAUCUCAACUGGGGAGCGAAUUUUGACAGUUUGAGAGGCGCGCUUGGUUACACUUAUCCUGCUUAUUUAUUGCAUGAAGCGGGGAACUGGAGCCCUGUGCACAAGAAAUGGUUCUUUCUUCCGAGAAGAACUUCUAUGGAGCCGUACGAUGAAGUUCUCGACGAGCAACGUGGAGGAAACAUUCUGAUUAGAGCGAAUGAAAAUUUCACGGGAGUUCAAUCGACGACCAUUGGUGAGAGUCGGCCUUCCAGAGGUUUUUCCGCCUUUCGAUUCAUCCCUGGGACAGAUGACAACCUGAUAAUCGCCCUGAAGACUGCAGAAAAUCCCGAAACAAAAAAGAUGAAAACAUACGUCACGGUUUUCACCGUUGACGGCCAGAUUUACCUCGAUGAUCAACACGUGGAAGAAGACAAAUAUGAAGGCAUCGACUUUUUGUAG